GUGGGACCGGAGCUCAUUUAAUCACCUGAUGUAUUUUUGAAGGAAGUAAAUGAAAACAAGCCUUGUUUUCUCCAUAACGUUUUCUCUCAUCAGUGUGGGGAUUCUCCUGUGAAUACAUAGUCUUCUCCUUUCUUCUUCCUGCUCAGGCUCUUUAAGCCAUGGUUGCAGAGGACCUUGAAAUGCACCAUGGAUGGCCCCUAGGGCUUGAGAUCAUGAACAUGAGACUUAGAGUGGUGGAGAGCUUACCAGCUGCAGUUGUAGAACACCGGUCCUCGCACGUUCGCUCCGCCAGUUUCACCUCCUUUUCGUCCUCCAACCUUGACACCGAGUCCUCAGCAUCCUUCUUCCAAGACCACAGCAUGUCACUAGGCCGACUAAUUGGGAUUCGAACGGGUGAUAGAGGACGGUUGUACUUCCCCAAUUCCAUCCGCUUCGAAGAGCAUGACAGGAUUUCGAUCAAGGGUUCACAGUCUGAGGUCUCUAAGAGACGUCGAGUAGACAUGUCUCGGCGUAUCUGCAUACCGCUGCUGCUUGGUGCUCUGGUAAAGAUCAGCAGGAGCAAGAGCAAGCCUAAGGAGGCAAUGUUUGAUGCCAGAGGCUAAGUGCAUUUUGUACACUUCCAUACAAAGGGAAAUAAACUUCACUUCCAUUCCUUGGCAUUGUGUCACAUUUCUCUAGUCAUUUGUGUACCGAGAACUGAGUUAUUCAUUGUGAAUCCAGAUUUUUAUCACA
This is a messenger RNA of Pyrus x bretschneideri (Chinese white pear), 732 nucleotides long. RefSeq lists its product as uncharacterized. NCBI's taxonomy places the organism in Eukaryota, Viridiplantae, Streptophyta, Magnoliopsida, Rosales, Rosaceae. Bases 159 to 602 code for a protein of 147 amino acids. The transcript is spliced from 3 exons. The record is from RefSeq and is a predicted model, not a curated record.